Messenger RNA from Williopsis jadinii, 1330 nucleotides. RefSeq names its product ribosome biogenesis protein LTV1 (gene LTV1). The record is from RefSeq and is a predicted model, not a curated record. Gene Ontology annotation, cellular component: cytosol; preribosome, small subunit precursor; nucleus. Gene Ontology annotation, biological process: ribosomal small subunit biogenesis; ribosomal small subunit export from nucleus. Bases 29 to 1258 code for a protein of 409 amino acids. The transcript has a single exon. NCBI's taxonomy places the organism in Eukaryota, Fungi, Ascomycota, Saccharomycetes, Phaffomycetales, Wickerhamomycetaceae.
CAUCUACACGGUAGUAGAACCAGUAAUCAUGUCGAAGAGGUGGGAUAAGAAUGCGACUACUUUCAGGGUGGUCUAUAGAGGCCACGAUGAUCCACGGUAUCACGACUCGGAGGCAUCUGAACAUGUGCUUGUGCCCGUUGAGAACCCGAAUAACAGGAAGGUGAAGAACAAGAGCACACUGGAGAAGGAGCUAGGGGAGCAGAUGCAUGAGAUCAGAAACAACGAAGGUGAGGCUGCGCUGUAUGGUAUCACCUUUGAUGAUUCCAAGUAUGAUUACAUGCAGCAUUUGAAGCCCAUGGGUCAAGGUGACGGUGUGUUCAUCCCGAGUAAAACUGUGAAGGAGAAGAGCAAGAAGAAAGAUAUCCUGUUCAAAGAAGACUUGAAAGAUGUUUUACCGCCUGAAAAGACUGUGCAAUUGACAUACCAAGAUCAACAAGCCAUCCCGGACGAUAUUGCUGGAUUUCAGCCAGAUAUGAAUCCAGCUUUGAGAGAAGUGCUGGAGGCACUGGAGGACGAGGCAUAUGUCGAUGACGAUGAUAACAUCUUUGACAAUUUAUUGAAGGAUGGUGAGUUAGUGGAUGAGGAUGAAUUCGAGGACCAAAUCGAUGAAUGGGAUCUCGAUAACUAUGAAGAUGAAUUUGCUCAAUACGACGAUAGCCAUUACCAGAGAGAAGGAGAUGAAGGCUGGGAGGCAGAUUUUAGAAAAUUCAAAGCUACAAACAAGAAGAAGGCCAAUGACUGGGACUCUGAUGAUGAGUUUGAAGAAGAGGAGGAAGAUAAUGACGUGGUUCCUGAACUUCCGUCAUUGGAAGGCAGUAAAGCAGCAUCGUCUACGCAAAAGUCCAAAAAGGGGGCCAAACAGAAAGCUCGUAGAAAAAUGGGUGCUAUGACGGAUCUUUCAAGUUUCUCUCUCUCAAGCUCCUCCGUCUAUAGAACUGAAGGCUUGAGACUUCUCGAUGAUAAGUUUGAAGUAAUGAGGGAGAAAUACGAAAACAAUAGAAAGGAACAAGAAGAGGAAGACGAUAACAAGAAACCUUUCGAUAUGAGUACCGAAAGAGCAGAUUUGGAGGAUCUUUUGGAUGACUUCCUUGAUAACUAUGAAAUUGAAGGUGGUAGAAGAUUGGUUAAGAAGAACCCAGAACUCGAUAAAUUGAAGAAGGCAGCUGAUAGUGUUUCAAGGGGUAAGCUUGCCCAAAAGAGAAAGAAACAGUCUGGAUUGAAAGGCCUGGAGAGCAGCCUAAGCAAUAUGAAGAUCUAGGAAUUGCAGCACCGGUGUUAUGAGGUUAAUGAUACACAGUUUGUCUAUACAUGCAUGUACGGAUAUUGAAUU